AUGGGAGAUAUUAAUACUCAAUAUGAAUGCAUUACUCAAAUUUACCCAAAAAAUAUUUCAUUAAAACUUGAUAACGAAGAAGAAUUAAAUAUUGUUUAUGAAUUAGAAUAUGAAAAUAAUAAAUAUGCUUAUAACACAUGGAAAUCAAUUAUACAAGUAUUGUUUAUAAUUAAUAAAAAUAAAUUCCCACUUCCUUCUUCAAUUAAAUUUGAGUUAAUUAAAUGUAAUGGAUGUGAACCAACACAAUUAGAAACUGUAAUUUCAAGAUUAGUCAAUGAUGAAUUAACAGAAAUUAAUUUAUUUUCGUUGUAUUUAGAAAUACAACAAUUUCAAUCUGAUAAUACUAUCCCAAGUGGAAAUUGUUGUAUUUGUUUAGAACCUAUAACACCUUCUAUUUUAGCAAUUCAAUUACCAUGUUACCACUAUUUUCAUUCUGAAUGUAUUGAUAACUUAAAAACAUCAGGAGCUGAUUGUGUAUGUCCAAUUUGUAGAACCCGAUUCUCAAAUAAAUUAAAUCACAAAAAAGAAAUUAAUUUAACAAAGUACUACGCUAUGGAUGAUGAUAUCUAUAACCCAUUGACCAACACCCUUUCUAAUUAUUUUAUUUUAGUAAAAAAUUCUGGAAUAACACAUGCCCGUCAUGUUAUUUUAUCUUAUUUUUAUCAAUUCUCUCCAUUAAAAGCAACGUAUAGUCUGGACGAACAUGGAUGGAUACUUUCAUUCCAAUAUUCAGAACAAGCUAAGUCAUGUUGUUCAACAUUUACUGGAAAAUCUAUAUUACCAAAUUAUCCUAAAAUGGAAAUUAGUAUGUACAUUCCUAUACAACCUGAUUCUGGAUCUCCACUAAAACACACAAGCUAA
Molecule: messenger RNA, 861 nt
Organism: Entamoeba dispar SAW760
Lineage: Eukaryota; Evosea; Mastigamoebida; Endamoebidae
Exons: 3
Coding region: 1-861 (286 amino acids)
Biological process (GO): protein ubiquitination
Cellular component (GO): nucleus
Molecular function (GO): ubiquitin protein ligase activity
Source: RefSeq, a predicted model, not a curated record